Molecule: messenger RNA, 1197 nt
Organism: Anopheles marshallii
Lineage: Eukaryota; Metazoa; Arthropoda; Insecta; Diptera; Culicidae
Gene: otp
Product: homeobox protein orthopedia
Exons: 8
Coding region: 1-1197 (398 amino acids)
Biological process (GO): regulation of DNA-templated transcription; neuron differentiation
Molecular function (GO): DNA-binding transcription factor activity, RNA polymerase II-specific; DNA binding
Source: RefSeq, a predicted model, not a curated record
AUGCUGAACAAUCUCAACGCAGCCGGAUUGGGUGUUUACCAUUUCUACCCGUCCGCAGGUCCGAAGGAAUGCGAUCUGCCGAAGUCGGGCCUCACAUCCCUGCACGGUGCGACCGGAUUUGGCCAGGUACCCAAUGCCGCCAACGCCGACAGCAACGGCAACCGGUUGCACGUCAACAGUGGCCCCGGUGGCAAUACCGGUGGUGCUGGUGCCGGCACCGGUGGAACAGGCGGCGGUUCCGGUGCAGGGUCGCUAUGUGAACCACACAACAUCCACCAGGAUCAGAAUGCUGACAAACAUGGCGCAAAACAGAAACGGCACCGAACACGCUUCACACCGGCACAGCUGAACGAGCUGGAACGUUGCUUCUCCAAGACGCACUACCCGGACAUCUUCAUGCGUGAGGAGAUUGCCAUGCGGAUCGGUCUCACCGAGUCACGAGUGCAGGUUUGGUUCCAAAACCGGCGAGCCAAGUGGAAAAAGCGAAAGAAGACCACGAACGUAUUCCGUACUCCGGGAGCCCUAUUACCUUCGCACGGAUUGCCCCCAUUCGGGGCCAACAUAACCAACAUCGCGAUGAGCGAAAGCUUAUGCGGCACGUCAAUGUUUGGGGGCGAUCGAUGGGGCGUUGGUGUUAAUCCGAUGACUGCCGGAUUCGGUCAGCUCAACCAAUCAUCCUCGCUUUCCUCAACGCUCAACACGGGGCUUAACUCGGGCAUUAACAUAUCCUCGGCGAUGGGAGCCGGCGGGUAUCAUAAUUAUGGACUGAACGCGUUAGGUGAUACGAUGAUGUACCAACAUUCGGUUGGUGGUGUAGGCUGCACGGGAGGCUCACCCACGUCCACCCCGCCCAACAUUAAUGCUUGCUCACCAUCCACUCCGCCCCUAACAAAUAGUGGCCAGCAGCCGAAUCAGCCUCAGCAGCAACAGCAUCAGCAACAACAGCAGCAACAACAGCAGCAGCAACAGCAAGGUGCCAGUCAGAACGAUGCAUCGGCCAGUGGGGAAAUGCCCGGCCCUAAUCAGCAUGGUAUCGGUAACUGUCAGAGCUUGUCGGCCGGUUCUCCGGAUGGAGAUGACGAUGUUUGGCGAGGACACAGCAUAGCGGCCCUGCGACGCCGAGCGUCCGAGCUGAAUCAAACCAUGCCCUCCUACUUGCACGCGCACAACUACGAUCACCACAACUCGGUGUAUUGA